This is a messenger RNA of Hirsutella rhossiliensis, 636 nucleotides long. RefSeq names its product adenylylsulfate kinase domain-containing protein. Gene Ontology annotation, molecular function: adenylylsulfate kinase activity; ATP binding. Lineage: Eukaryota; Fungi; Ascomycota; Sordariomycetes; Hypocreales; Ophiocordycipitaceae. Gene Ontology annotation, biological process: sulfate assimilation. Bases 1 to 636 code for a protein of 211 amino acids. The transcript is spliced from 3 exons. The record is from RefSeq and is a predicted model, not a curated record.
AUGAGCAUUGAGAUGAGACCAAACAUCACCUGGCAUCCCGGCCUGACGCGCCGCGAGCGCAACGAGCUCCGCCGCCAGCGCGGCCUCACUCUCUGGCUCACGGGCCUCUCGGCCUCGGGCAAGUCGACCGUCGCCGCCGCACUCGAGCAGCACCUACUGCACCUCGGCCUCGCCGCCUACCGCCUCGACGGCGACAACGUCCGCUUCGGCCUCAACAAGGACCUUGGCUUCUCCGAGCAGGACCGCAACGAGAACAUUCGCCGCAUCUCCGAGGUCGCCAAGCUCUUCGCCGACUCGUCCACCGUCGCCAUCACCUCCUUCAUCUCCCCCUACCGCGCCGACCGCGACCUCGCCCGCCAGCUGCACGCCGCGUCCGCGACCCAGGGCGACGAUCCCAUCCCCUUCGUCGAGGUCUUCGUCGACGUGCCCCUCAGCGUCGCCGAACAGCGCGACCCGAAGGGCCUCUACAAAAAGGCCCGCGCCGGCGAGAUCAAGGACUUUACUGGCGUCUCCGCCCCCUACGAAGAGCCCACCAGUCCCGAAAUCACAAUCAGGACCCACGAGAGCUCCGUCGAGGACUGCGUCGCCCAAAUCACCGCGUGGCUAGCUGACAAAGGCUACAUCAAGCUAGGCUAG